AUUUCCAGAUUGCCCCAUCUCAAAACACCCCCUUCUCCAUUUCUUUCGUGCACACCCAAAGUUCUCUACUAAGCCUCAGCUUUCAAGCAAGGAAGCCAAAGAAACCCCAUAUCCUCACUUUUCUCUCUUUUCCUCUUUAGCCAUGUCUGAGUAACGCUAAUACAUAAUAUGUUCGCUGUUCAGGCAGAUAAAGUUGUACCUGCUGCAAAAGAAGAUGAGAAGCCUGGGUCUUCUGAGAGUAAAAAGUCUUCUGCCUCCACAGAAGCGCAAACAGGAGAGACGAGACCAACCUCUGCAGCUGCAGCUGCAGCUGGGCUUCAAAAUCCCUUUGAUUUCUCAGCCAUGACUGGACUGCUUAAUGAUCCAAGUAUUAAAGAACUAGCUGAGCAGAUUGCAAAAGAUCCUUCAUUUAAUCAGAUGGCUGAGCAGCUUCAGAAGACCUUUCAGGGUGCUGCUGUGGAAGAAGGUAUCCCCAACUUUGAUAGCCAACAAUAUUACUCUACAAUGCAACAGGUUAUGCAAAAUCCUCAAUUUAUGACGAUGGCUGAGCGACUUGGUAGUGCAUUGAUGCAGGAUCCAUCUAUGUCCAGCAUGCUUGAGAAUUUGACAAACCCAUCACAGAAAAACCAAAUUGAAGAACGAAUGGCGCGCAUCAAAGAAGACCCAUCACUGAAACCAAUUUUGGAAGAGAUUGAAAGUGGAGGUCCAGCUGCAAUGAUGAGGUAUUGGAAUGAUCAAGAUGUUCUAAAGAAGCUAGGUGAAGCAAUGGGUUUUGCUGUUGCAGGGGAGGGUGCCUCCUCAGCUGGAGUUUCUGGGCCAGAUGAAACAGAAGAAGCAAAUGAAGAUGAAUCCGUCGUUCACCAGUGUGCCAGUGUGGGUGAUGCAGAGGGCUUGAAGAGUGCGGUAGCUACUGGUGCUGAUAAAGAUGAAGAAGAUUCAGAAGGAAGGACAGCAUUGCACUUUGCAUGUGGAUAUGGGGAGGUGAAAUGUGCUCAGGUCCUUCUUGAGGCUGGGGCAAAGGUCGAUGCUUUGGACAAGAAUAAGAAUACUGCCCUGCACUAUGCUGCUGGAUACGGAAGAAAGGAGUGUGUAGUUCUGCUUUUAGAGAAUGGAGCUGCUGUUACUCUUCAGAACUUGGAUGGGAAGACACCAAUAGAUGUUGCCAAACUCAAUAACCAGAACGAGGUCCUUAAGCUGCUCGAGAAGGAUGCAUUCUUGUAAAUCGAACUAUCCCAUCUUCCUGGAUGUAUUUUGAGAACUCAAGUGAUUGCAUCAUCGAUAGUUGAUGCAUUUCCCAUGUUAUCUUUGCCAUUGUAUUAUUUAUAUAUUUUUUUCUGGAAUGUUUUGUAUUUGUAAGCUUACACAGUUGCGAUGAAAGUUGCUUAUUUUGCAUCC
This is a messenger RNA of Nicotiana attenuata, 1395 nucleotides long. Its product is annotated as ankyrin repeat domain-containing protein 2B-like. Gene Ontology annotation, molecular function: protein binding; chloroplast targeting sequence receptor activity. The coding region runs from base 169 to 1221 and encodes 350 amino acids. Gene Ontology annotation, cellular component: chloroplast outer membrane. The transcript is spliced from 9 exons. The record is from RefSeq and is a predicted model, not a curated record. Gene Ontology annotation, biological process: protein targeting to chloroplast. Lineage: Eukaryota; Viridiplantae; Streptophyta; Magnoliopsida; Solanales; Solanaceae.